AUGAAAUUGAAACUCCGAACUCAAAGCACAGAGACAUUGCGAAUAUGCUUCUCGCAAAUAAGCAAUCUACGAAAAUUUGUCGUGUUGCGCUUCAGCCCUGAGCAACUUCUUGCUAUUCUGAUCAAAGACACGUCCUUGAAUCAAGAGCCUCAAGUAUGGUGUAAGUUUCGAAUGCUGGCGAUCUUCAAUGAAAUAGAGGUACAGAGUCUUCGAAACGACGUUGUAUUGCUCGAGAUCAACAUUGACUUAUUUCUCCAGACCCUAAAGCAUUUUGAAAAGGCUAAUAGUCAAGACUUGAGCAUCAGAUUGCAACGGAAAGACGCUUCGGUAGAUGGAGCCAACACUGGAGGUAGCAGGGCGGCAUCCUUGGCUUUAUACUACUCAGAAGUCACGGCAUCAGCAAAUACUGUCAACCACACUUUCAGAAUCCCCGUAAAGAUCUUAAAGGGUUCAACUGAAAUUCUCCACGAGCCUGAAUUGCCUAAAGUUGAUCUCAUGAUGCGACUUCCUAACGAAUUCUCUUCGACUUACAAACGUUUAGAUAAAUUCAAGAAGAACCUAGCUGGUGAUUUAGUCACGAUAAAAGCUAGUGGAAAACGAGGUGGGUAUUUGGGAUUUGUUUUACAUGAGGAAGGCAAAUAUCGAGUUACUAUACGAUGGAAUGACAAAUUGGUGGUGCAUAAGCCCAAAGUUUCCAGCUUGGACACAGACAGUUUACGAGCACAAGCUUUGGCUGAAAGGGAAGAGCCUGUAGAUGAAGACGACGAAUUGGAAGACACAGAGAUUGUUGUGAAGCUCAAAGACUGGAAGAUGGCGUCGAAAAUCGUUAGCACGUGUAAGACGAUCAUCUUUCUCAUAUGUCACAAGGAAGCAUGCGUGCUACACUGCUUGCUCGACGAUACUGAUGAUGUCGAGGUGUUAUACUUUAUAAGUGGAGUCAAGAUCCGUGACAUGGAGGACUAA
Messenger RNA from Candidozyma auris, 963 nucleotides. It is a transcript of the gene MEC3, whose product is annotated as Mec3p. Bases 1 to 963 code for a protein of 320 amino acids. Gene Ontology annotation, cellular component: nucleolus; checkpoint clamp complex; site of double-strand break. Lineage: Eukaryota; Fungi; Ascomycota; Pichiomycetes; Serinales; Metschnikowiaceae. Gene Ontology annotation, biological process: nucleotide-excision repair; mitotic DNA replication checkpoint signaling; telomere maintenance. The transcript has a single exon. The record is from RefSeq and is a predicted model, not a curated record.